GCUGUCGCAUAUAGACGCAUGCGCGUCCGCGACAGUCUGUCCAAGGCCGGGUAUCAUGGCGACGUACGUGGACAUCCUGAAGAGCGAGUUUCCAGAGAUAGACACGGAGGUUUUCAACUACAUCACGGGAGUGUUGGACAGCUGUGGAGGAGACUUUGAGGAUGGGGACGAGGUGUACGAGGCCGUGGGAGGAGUCCUACAGGAGGUCUCUGCUGACAGUAAAAACGAAGACGACGUCAGAGAAAUCUGUUUCCAGAUGUUCAACACUCUGAAACUGAACAACCAUCAUGGCACUCAGAGGCAGGUGUUGCUGGACGCUCCAGUUCAGCUCUCUCAGAUAUCUGCAGAAAACGUUUGUGCAGCAGAAGGCGGUCAAAGGAAUCCGGGAUGAUUAAACGUGGGUCAGAACACA
Messenger RNA from Gasterosteus aculeatus aculeatus (three-spined stickleback), 412 nucleotides. The record is from RefSeq and is a predicted model, not a curated record. NCBI's taxonomy places the organism in Eukaryota, Metazoa, Chordata, Actinopteri, Perciformes, Gasterosteidae.